Pectinophora gossypiella (pink bollworm) is the source of this 5851-nucleotide messenger RNA. RefSeq names its product ubiquitin carboxyl-terminal hydrolase 8 (gene Usp8). Gene Ontology annotation, biological process: protein deubiquitination. Gene Ontology annotation, molecular function: cysteine-type deubiquitinase activity. The transcript is spliced from 22 exons. NCBI's taxonomy places the organism in Eukaryota, Metazoa, Arthropoda, Insecta, Lepidoptera, Gelechiidae. The record is from RefSeq and is a predicted model, not a curated record. The coding region runs from base 179 to 2992 and encodes 937 amino acids.
CUUUUCAAUGAAAGAAAAAUGACGUUUUCGAGUAGAUAGUUGUUCAUAAAUAAUUUUGUUUUCUUUCACGACGUUUACUUGUUAGCCUGCAUCAUCCCUGCGAUCUUCGCAUCAGAUGUAGUGUUUUGUGGUUGUAGUAUUAUAAUACCAGCUAAGUACGGAAAUUGAAGACCCAAAAAUGACGGAAGCCAGGCGAUUGCAUCUGCAUCUGGGAAAGUGCAUAGAGGACUUGGAUAAGAUGUACAACGUCCCCGACCUGAAGACGAAGAGGACUACAGUGUUAUGCAAGUGUGCGUUGAAACUGUUCGAGAAGGCGGAGGAUUUCUACGAGAAGGGUGACGAGGAGUAUGCCUACGUAUACUACAUGAAGUACCUGCGAGUGGUGGCCUUUCUAAGUAAGGAGAAGGACUAUCAGAAGGACAAGGCCUAUUUCAACAGCAUGCUCGGCCCGAAGAACCCCAACAAAGCAAUAGAUGCAGCUGAGAAGCUGAAGAAGAGUCUCAUCGACAGGUAUGCCACGAUACAAACCAAGAGGACUGACAAGAGUGACGAGAAGAAGAUAGUAGAGAGGGCCCCGGAGCCCGUGGCAGUUGUGGAACCUUCGCCCACCGCCGCGCUACUCCCAGGCUUGGACGAGGUCACAAUAAAAUGCGAGCAGCUCUACCCCGUGCUGAAAGCGGGCAAGUUGAAGGUGAUGAUCCUGGACUGCCGGCCCGGUAAAGACUACGUGGAGUCGCACAUCAACUACCCCGCCUGCAUCAGCGUGCCUGAGGAGUCCAUGUCGCCUGGGCAAUCAGCGCACGUUCUAGAACAGUCGCUACCCCCGACGUCGCGGCCGGUGUGGGCCGAGCGCGCCGCCAUGGAGCUGAUCGUGAUGCUGGACUGGAACAGCACCACUGUCAUCCCCGGGAAGACCCUCUACCUGCUCAAGACCAUACUGUUGAAGUGGGACGUGAAAGUGCACUACUCACGGCCGCCGCUGGCCUUAUGGGGCGGCUAUGAAGACUGGCUGCUCAAAUACCCCUCGUUCACCACCAACCCGCAGGUCGUGCCACCCAGCCAGGCUGACAUGAUGGAAGACAUGCUUGGAGACAUAGACUACCCUAACUGGUCGGACGUGACGUCGUCGGCGCCCGCGCAGGCCGCGCCGCCGCAACGCGCUUCCAAGCCCGGAGAGCCUGUCGUCGAUCGUUCUAGCAAGGCGGCAGCGGUGCAGGUAUACGAGGAGCGGUCGCGCAGCAUGCAGCAGAUACUGGACAAGCAAGAGCGCAUCGCCGACACCUCGCUCACACUCGAGAUGCAGCGCAUUGAAGCCGAACAGGACUGGGAGCGGAUCCGCGGCCAGCGGGAGACGGAGGAACGCGACGAGCUGCGAGCCAUGUACAAGCUUCGAGAGCAGGAGAUCAUUUCGCGGCUGAUGCAGCUCGAGAACAAGCAGUUCGAUAUGGAACAAGAGAACCUUCAGCUUCGCGGGCAGCUGGAGGAGUACCAGCGCAGAGACCGUGAGGAGGCCGGCCGGCUGGCAGAGACCCUCGCCAGCGAGCACAAGGGACCCGACGACGGUGAGCGCCAGCGCGUCCUCGCUGAACAAACGGCAGCGGCGCGGGAGCUUGCUGCCAAGAGCGCGCGCAUCGCCGCCGUAACGGAACAGCGCGACCAGUUGGACCGCCGACGCGAGCUGUUGGAAGCCGAGCGUAAGCGCAAGCUCGCUGAGGCGCGCGAGAAGAAGAAGCCAGAUCUUGAUAAGGACGAGGAUGGCGACACUUACAUGUGUUCGCCGGCUGACAGCCCGACGUCGGGGCUCAACCGGUCGCAGUCGUCGCCCAACCUCGCCAACAGCGGCUUGCCGUGCUCGGACGAAGAGGUACUGGUCCCGAGCUUCGACCGCAGCACCAAGCCCACAAAGCUGGCGCCCUCCAGCGACCAGCGUGCCAGGGACUUCGAGCCUUUCUGGGAGGACGUGGAUGCUAGGAACGCAGUCGGACCCGAUUACCAACCGCGGGCGCAGGGUUGCGGACGCACCGGCUUGAAGAACCUGGGCAACACCUGCUACAUGAACAGCAUCGUGCAGUGCCUCAACAACACCAGCAUCCUCGUCGCGUACUUCUGCAACGGACAGUACCGCGACCAUGUUAACAGAAGGAACAAUUGCACCAGGGGGAUGGUGGCGGAGGAGUUUGCAGCCGUCAUGCGCGCGCUGUGGUCCGGCCAGUACCGCCACAUCUCACCUAAGGACUUCCGGGCGGAGCUGGGCAAGCACCAACGUGCUUUCCGAGGCUUCGAGCAGCAGGACUCGCACGAGUUCCUCACCAUCCUCAUGGACUGGCUCCACCUCGACCUGCAGAUCACCGUCAAGCCACCGCCAAAGGAUACGUGGUCGGCGUCGGACAAGGCGUGGUACGAGUUCACCAAGGGCCAGGAGUCGCUCAUCUCGCGGCUGUUCUACGGGCAGAUCAAGUCGACCGUGCGCUGCACCGUCUGCGCCAAGACCUCCGUCACGUACGACUCCUUCUCCAACCUGUCGCUCGAGCUGCCCGCCAACGCGUCGCGGUGCUCGCUCACCGACUGCCUGAAGCUGUACCUGAACGGCGAGACGAUCCCGGGCUGGAACUGCCCGUCCUGCAAGGAGAAGCGUGACGCGGUCAAGAAGCUGGAUAUAUCGCGCUUGCCGCCCGUGCUGGUCAUACACUUCAAGCGGUUCUUCCUUGACAAGGAGACGCUGAUGAAGAAGCAGACAUACAUCGACUUCCCGCUGACGGACCUGGACAUGCGGCCGUUCACUCUGUUCUCGCAGGCGGCACCCUACAACCUGUACGCCGUCUCCAACCACUACGGCACCAUGCAGAGCGGACACUACACCGCCUACUGCAAGAGUAGCGUCUAUGGCAAGUGGUACCACUUCGACGACCACGCGGUGACUGAGAUCUCGUCGGGCGACGUGAAGUCCAGCGCCGCUUACAUCCUGUUCUACUCGACGUGCCGGACGGCGUGAUCGCCGCACCCGCCGCCGUAUCAUCCCUGCCUCACCCACAUUGAGGCCCACUUGCCCCCACACUUGUUCCGACGGCGCGCCACCCGCAAGUCCCCCUCCCCCAAAUGCUUCACGCGCAUCCCUCUCAUAAAAUACAUACUCAAGGCCUUGAAGGUCUUCAUCUACCGCAUCCGACGUUAGUUCUUGACAGUGCGGGUCUCGUACGCAUGGAUUUAUGAACGUGCCCGUACACGUCAUUUCCGUGGCGCAAGUUUUAGAACGCUAAAGUGACAGCCACGGUGUUGCCCUAUUAGUUUUUCCAAUCGGAUUGUCUAUGCAAUCGGAGUGAAUUUUAAUACUUUUUUACUAGCCGAGUCGUAUUUGUUUAUGAGACUCUUAUUUGCAAAAUAGUGCGCCAACAAAAUCACAUGUCGAGGCACUUUUAUAAAUUCACCCGUACGUACAUGAUAUCUAUGUAGUGUAACGGACGCUUAAAUUAUUCGUCAUAAUUUCGUCUAGGCUAGAGAUUACCGUAAGAAAUCAUACACACGGACCAUUCUAGUAUUGUAUACAUCACGAUACAUAUAAUAUUAAACUUAAGAUAAUUUUAUUAGAAACAACAUGGUAUUAAAAUAAAUGUAGACCCUGUUACAAUAGAAAUCAAGUAAAUUAUUCUGGAAAAUAUUACUUUGGAUAGUACUCAAUAUUCAAUAUAAUAUAUAUUUUUAUGGCACAAUAGAAAUAAUCUGGAGAUAAUAAAACUUCAUUGUUAUUCACAUAAUUCAUUAAAUGUACAAACUGCUUUGUUAAUUACGAGAUCGUAACUUAUAAAGGAACAUUCCUAAAUUUGUAACUUAGAUUCGAAUUAUUUAUGUAAAAUAAGAAUAUAAUCUCGGAGUGAACUAAGGGCAGAACUGGCGCGGUAUGUGUCGCGGUCUAUGUCGCCGAUUCUAUUCGCAUGUCGCAGAUGGUUUGGUCGUAAUUGGACGUUACAACAACGUGAGUGAUUUUGUGCAACGAAAUUGUGUUUCUUACUUUAUACGCAAUGUGGUGCAGAGACGACUGCCUAGAAUAGAAAAUACCUGAUAUGACGAAACAUAUAUUUACCUAUGAUGUCCAGUUGACCUACGAGAGGGGUUGUCGUGUAUGUUUGGAGGACUGUAGCGCCUUGCGCGACGGGAGGGUAGUACGUGGACGGUGGACGCCGAGAGUCCCGUAGGUCUCGGGUCGCGCGGACCGGCGGGCGGACGACAAUAUGCUUUACCUGACGGACCACACGACACAGAUUAGAGAUCCAACUUGUAAAGAAUAUUUGCGUCUUUGGGAUAGAAAUAAUUUAUAAAAUAUAUUUAUAUAUAUACAUGUUGAAAAUAUAUUUGGUUUAGUUGGAAUCUUCCCCUGUGUGGGGUUGCUCGCAUAGAGCACGUGAUGAAGGAAUUGCUGUGUACAUAACAGGGGUCGUGGGGUCGCGAGCGCGGCGGUGUACUGCCGCACGUCUGGACUGAGUACUGAGAUGCGUUUGUUUACACUCGUAAAUGAUAAUAAAAGCCACUUGUACGUCUCCCAGCGACGUACGACUAAGUCCACCGGCGUCCCACUACAUUGUGCAGUAGCAUUAUGUCCGCCUCGAGGGACGCCACGCCGCGUGGCCCGCCCGCUCGCGCCCCCACGUGCCCGGUGGCAGGUUUAUUCGUUGUGAUUAAUUAAUUUACAAAAUAUUAAAAAAGUUUAGUACCUAUCAAUAGAACUUAAUUAAGGGUUUCAAAUAGUUCUCUUUGAAUUUGCUUUGUGCAGUUCCAAUCUCUGUUGUACAACCCACUUACUGUCUGUGUAGUUGUGUCACUAUGUAGUCGGUUUACUUUGUUAAGUUUUAAAUUCUAACACCGCGUUAGUUUCGUGUCUACUCUGCGAGUCACACGUCGUUUGUACAAAACGUAUCGCAACUGGAGGCGGGCGCUCCAUACUCCCGUGCCACGCUGCAUUCGAUGUCAUAUGUUAGCUGUUUAGAGCUUUGAAUGUACUUUAUAUACUUAUUCACUUGUAUCCUCGUAAAUGUAUGUUGUAGAGAAUUUCUAUGUUUAACCGUGUACGAUUAAAAGAUUUGCAAUAGUUAUGAAGCGGUGUUAGAAGUUAAUGUUGAAAGUGGCGGAAAAACAGAUGUAAUACUGCUUACUGGGGAGUAUCACGCUGGCGGCCGUUGGUGGGUGAGCACGAUGGCGAUUCCUACGACCUCUAGACACUACUGGUUCAUGGAUCGAUACAGUAAUGCAUACACUGAUGCUACAGUGGUGUAUUAUAUUAUCGAUAUGUUGUGUCCCUAGUGGUUAGCGUUUGAUAAUGACAGCAGUGGAUAUUGUUAGCUAAAAAUGGUGACAAUUGGCUCACUUUUGAAUCACCGAAUACGCGCGCGUGGUAACAUAAAACACUCAGUUAUAACUAACAUAAUUAAUUGCUGCAAUUACUAGACUUGUUCGUUAGGGCGACCCUCAGUGGCGGUCAGCGUGAUAUAAGAUAGUCGCUACAUGUAUAAGUUUCAUAAGCCUCCACCUAAAUCCUAGUUUUAUUUUAUUUAUUCGCUUUUUUCUCUAGCCUAAAGUGUCCCAUUGCUGGGCAAAGGCCUCCCCCUUGAUAGUGCCAUUUGAUUGCAACGACAUGGAUGAUACUUUGAUACCAGAGGCAGCUACACCACUCAAUUGAUAAAUACGCAGUUAUUUAUACUCCCACAAGCAAGAAAAAUACCUUGACGCAAGGUUGGUUAUGAAACUUGUAACGUGUAGUUAUGACCUAUAAGAUCGUAAGCACAUUGUAUUUUAUAUUGUGUGUAAAUCUAAUCGUAAGAUAAAAAUUUAUUAAAUUCUUUGUUAAUACGAGUCACUAUUA